GACGCGUCCGGUGUGCUGGGGCCUUGCAGCAGCUGGGUAGCAGUGACGUCCACCAAGCCACAGGGGAGCCGAUAACCACACAUUCAGCUUGCAGGUGGAACCCUUCGCCAUCGGGUGACCUCUGCCGCCGCCCAACGUUCCCAACUCCGACAGGAACCGGUACGUACCUGUUGCGUUGUAACGGGGAAAGCGGUGAGCUCCAGAAAUUCGGCCCAAGACCAUCCAUCACUUUCGACCGUCUCUAGCCUCACCCUCGUCCCUCAUAUCCCCCACCGCCGGGCACAGAAGACGUCGCCUUCUUUUGCGAGAAACUCUGUGCUGCGCCGUGUGCUUUUGGCAUUGUUGCAGGGAGAUAAUCAAGGUCGGGCUAUUGUCUCCGUUGAAACCCCGCAGUACCAGAGACUGUCGCCGAAUAGAACGUACACACACUCAACAACUCAACAUGUUCAACUGGGCCAAGCAACAACUGGCCAACGUUGCCGGCACUCAGGAGCCCAUCUAUGGGCCGAGUGCGAUAAAGUCGGUUGCCGAGGAGGCCAAGACCACGCCUUACACGGAGCUUACACGUGAAGACCUGAAAUGGAAGGCCAUGGAGUCGACCUGCGUUGAGACGCAGAGUUUCUACCUGGUCGCAGACAGUGGCCAGCUUGCGUUCUGCCAAGUAAUCUAUAGCAACGUUGCCGGCAUCCGCACUACAUGCCAGUUCAACACCAAGGUCUUCAACCUAGACGGCACCGAGCCUCACCUGUGGUGCUCGACGCCCCUAAGCGAGCACUUCUUCAGCGAGGACAUGACGGGCUUCUUUGCGAACGACUGCGCCCUCGAGCUGUCCGAGGAGGGCGACUGCUACAUCAUCAAGUCGAUGACGGACGAGCGCGCCAUCGUCAACCUCAAGGUGACAAGGUCGGCCCCGGGCUUCCACGCCGGCAAGACGGGCAACACCCUGUUCGGAACCGACCUCGCCAAUCCCUGGGGUAGCAUGCGCCACGCCUUCUGGCCCAGAUGCGAGGUUGAAGGUACCAUCACUACGGCCGACGGGCCUAUAGACAUGAAGGGGCUUGGCCUUUUUAUCCACGCUCUCCAGGGCAUGAAGCCGCACCACGCCGCCGCCGGCUGGAACUUUGCGAGCUUUCAUGGCAAGAGCCACUCGGCCGUCCUGAUGGAGUACACGACGCCGCCUUCGUACGGCUGCACUACGGUUAGCGUUGGCGGCAUCGCGCGCAACGGCGACAUCGUGGUCGCGGGCUGCUCCAGCCACGCCGAGCACGUCACGACUAAGGGCGACUCGGAGAAUGACUGGAAGGAGCCGGCAAAGGUCAAACUCACGUGGUCCGGGGUCGGUAAAGACCAGAAGCCUGUCGAGGCUGUUCUCGAGGGCGAUUACGAGGACCGCCUGGACCGUAUCGACGUCAUGGCCGAGGUCCCUGGGUUCGUCAAGAAGUUUGUUGGCGCCGCCGUCGGAACCAAGCCAUACAUCUACCAGUACUUGCCACGCAAGACGCCCCUGAGCCUAAAACUCAAGAUUGGAGAUGAACCCGAAAUAACGGAAACAGGUGUUGUUUUCUGCGAGGCAACAUUUAUCACGGAAUCGGAGCCAGUGGCCGAGAACUGAUGGGAUUAUCGGCGCUAUGUGUUGUUCGGCUACAUACCUUUGUUCGCUAUUUUUGGGUACCAAUGAUUCUUUGGCCCUUAUUAGUAGACAGAUUUUCAGGCUCUGGGGUUGAUAAACGGCGUUGGAUGUUUGCAGGAUAAAUGAGCUUUUACUCACUGUAUCAGGGAUUCAGUUGGCAUUCCUUGGGAUGAUGCAGUGCCACAAAGGGCACCAUAUAUCGCAAGCGUCGACCACAAGAUGGCAGAUAAUACUGGCAAUCGGUGCGAAACUCAUAGUUUGCUCUGGGGCCAAUCAGACUGACGCCGAGGGCAUGUUGAGCAGUGGCCCGAUGAGCAUGUUCAAAGUAUUGCGUUCUCAUCUUGUCUCACUGCGAGUGUCUGUUUGGUAGGAAUGGUGCUUUGUCCCUGACCAGCAAGGGAGAAAUCCUGCUUGCGGGCGCUGUACGAGGCUAUUUGGAGCAUAAUGGUUAAACGAACUGCAUAGGACAAGUUCGCCCGGAUCGGGACACAGAUGUCUUGGGCGUGAUAUCGCACGCCAAAGGGUCGGAUUAGAAAGGGAUAUGGGGCGUUUACGGUACCGGCGUAUAAUGUCACCUCUGGUCAUAUUGGC
Molecule: messenger RNA, 2221 nt
Organism: Gaeumannomyces tritici R3-111a-1
Lineage: Eukaryota; Fungi; Ascomycota; Sordariomycetes; Magnaporthales; Magnaporthaceae
Product: survival factor 1
Exons: 5
Coding region: 443-1612 (389 amino acids)
Biological process (GO): response to oxidative stress
Cellular component (GO): cytoplasm
Source: RefSeq, a predicted model, not a curated record